Messenger RNA from Funneliformis caledonium, 1635 nucleotides. NCBI's taxonomy places the organism in Eukaryota, Fungi, Glomeromycota, Glomeromycetes, Glomerales, Glomeraceae. The record is from the annotation of a GenBank genome assembly.
AUGGAACGACUGUCAACCGAAGUUUUACAUGAGAUUUUCCUUUACCUUAAAGAUGAAUAUAGUUCGGACGAUUUAUUCUCCGCUUUGAUGGUAAACCGAAGAUGGUGUAAAAUAAUUAUACCGAUUCUAUGGGAAGCUCCAUUCAACAAGCAAAAUUAUAACAAACAACAUUCAAAAUGCAUUCGAACUUAUUUGUCGAAUGCCGAAGAAAAGUUAACCUCGGUAUUAAUGGCGCACGGAGUGAAUUUAUCUUCAUGUUCAAAAGGAACCAUAUUCGAUUACGCAUCAUAUUUACGUCACCUCCCAUUAUUGGAAUUAUUACAAAAUAUAAAAUAUUACUUCCUAUCACCAGCGAUGCUUGCGGAUCCAUAUAAACAAAUGGAGGAUGAUAGUUAUUUUAAGAACAUGUUAGUGUUUGCUGUGUUAUGUAUAUUAUUUACCAAUCAUAGCACUUACAUUCGUACUUUGAGAAUCGUGAACGAUCCGGAUUUACAUCCUUUAAAUGUCGUCAUGGCUCGACUUUUAAAUCUUUCGGGUGCAACUAUCAGCUUGAGCGGUUUACAGUAUUUCCAAUGUCAUAGUUUAGUCAAAGAGGAUGUCGCUCCAUUGUACAGGGAUAUGGCGGAGGUUUGUAAAGGUGUGGUUCGAAUGGAUAUCAAUUCGGUGGCACGUUCAGAAGAGGAAGCAUUAUCAUCACUUAUCAGAGCUCAAAAGAACUUAAAGUAUUUAACGAUAAGAUCCGAAGAGAUUAAUUUUAUACCAGCGAUGGAAGCCAUUCGAUCACAAUCCGCUUCGCUUAUUAGACUUAGACUUGAAUGUUUAUUCUUGGAUGUUGCAACUGAUGAAGCUUUGGAUGCUUUCAAAUCUUGUAGCAAUUUAAGAUCCCUUAUACUGCGGAAUUGUUACGAAUUGGAAUGUCCACGUGUUCUAGAGGUUUCGAAAUCAUUUCCUUUACUUGAAGAAUUUUACUAUGGUGGAUGUUUUGAAAUGCCAGAGGAUUUUAUAACAGGAGUUCUUCAAACGGCCAAUGGUAAUUUACGAAGGCUAACUUUAAAAGAUUAUACACCAGGUGUUAUAGUCGCAAUUACUACUUAUUGUAAAAAUCUUGAAGAUUUAUUUUUGUUGGAUCUAGAUGAUGAGGAAAUCUUGUCCAUCUUUCGUAAUUGUACUAGAUUAAAACAUUUUACAUUUAAUGGGGGAGAUGGGCUUGAAGCUGAUGAUUUAUUUAGAAGAUUGGCGACUUGUGUACCAAAAACAUUAGAAUAUAUGUGUAUUAUUAUGGAACUUAAAGAACCUUGGAUCUUUAGUGCUGGAGCUUUAAAAGACUUUUUGGAUGUUGCAACAAGUUAUUCAUUUAAAUAUUUCACUAUAAAUCAUCGAGAUUUUACUGAUGAUGAUGAUGAAAUAAUAAAUUUUCCCGAAUACGCUACCAUGACAACGUUUAAUAAUAAACAUUUGGAGGAAAUAAGACAGAGUGGGAUUAAUUUCCACACUCAUUGUGGAUAUGUUUUGGCAGAGUAUCCGGAUUUUGUCUCUGAAAUAAACAUUCCAGAUUUGCGAGAGGUUCCUUUGUUCAAAAGAUGGUAUCAUGUUCUAGGUCAAAGUUGGACAGAAAGAUUGAUUCAUUCAUUGUAA